Messenger RNA from Ilex paraguariensis (yerba mate), 912 nucleotides. NCBI's taxonomy places the organism in Eukaryota, Viridiplantae, Streptophyta, Magnoliopsida, Aquifoliales, Aquifoliaceae. The record is from the annotation of a GenBank genome assembly.
AUGGGGGAUUUCAACCUAGCGCUCGUGAUCGUCGCCAUUAUCGUGUGCGUACUGGUCUUUGUCUUCAAUGUCUACCUUCUUGUCAACUACCAACACCCCGACGACGCCAACCAGGCCUAUUUCCCCAAAUUCGUCGUCGUUCUGGGCCUCUCCGUUGCCGCAAUCUCUAUUUUGAUGUUGCCGGCCGAUGUUGCCAAUCGGCAGGCUUGUCAACACGCGAUUUAUAAUGGCGCGUGUAAUCUCACACUCCCGAUGAAGGAUCUCUGGCUUGCUAUCUACAUUCUCGACGCUGUUCUCGUCUUCUUCAUUAUCCCUUUCGCUAUGUUCUACUACGAAGGCGACCAGGACAAGAGUGUUGGCAAACGGAUUAAAAGCGCAUUGUUGUGGGUGAUAACUACGGCAAUUGUUUGUGGUCUAGUGCUCGGCAUUCUAUAUGGACUUGUUGGAAAGGUGGAUUUCACUGUUAGGCACCUCUCAUCAGCCACCACUGCCUUCCCAAGUACAUGGGGCUUCUCUAGCAGUCAACAAUGUAUUGGCGGUAGCAGUGCACACCAGUGUUCUGCAUAUAUUGCUAGUGCUUCAUCGGAAACUACAUGGACAAUGCGCUCUACAUUCCCAGAAUAUGUUGUUGCAUUGGCUACAAUUGUCGGAUCAGUACUGUUCGCUAUAUUUGGUGGUGUUGGCAUUGCUUGUCUGCCGUUGGGACUUAUAUUUUCAUUUAUUAGGCGUCCAAAGGCUGUUAUCACUCGGUCACAAUAUAUCAAGGAGGCAACCGAACUUGGUAAAAAAGCAAGAGAAUUAAAGAAAGCAGCUGAUGCACUCCAUCAGGAAGAAAGGGGUGGGAACAAGGGAAGAAAAUGGCGUAAAAAUGUGAAGGCAGUGGAAAAGGUACAUUUUGAUUUUGGUAAAUAA